Molecule: messenger RNA, 635 nt
Organism: Microcebus murinus (gray mouse lemur)
Lineage: Eukaryota; Metazoa; Chordata; Mammalia; Primates; Cheirogaleidae
Gene: TEX46
Product: testis expressed 46
Source: RefSeq, a predicted model, not a curated record
GAGUGGGGGUGGCCGCGACUCUUGUCAUGGAGGGGACCGAGAGAGGGUCCUGGGGCCUGUGUGCCUCCACGCCAUAAUGCUGGGGGAACUAAUAUUUCUUUUAAGGAGUCUCCAUGGGAUACUUGCCUCCUCAGGUACCAUAGGAGCAGUGUUGGCUUGGCUGAUAAAUUAUAAGCCAGUCUUCUUUGGGUUCCUACUCCUUCUGCUGUUGCUUAGCAACUGGCUGGUCAAGUAUGAACAAAAGCUCACCCCCUCAGAGCCCCAGAAGGAGGAGGCAGAGAAAGCAAAGGCUUCUGAAAACAAACCCAACGCCAAUGCCAUGCACAAGAAAGAAGCGCAGAAGAUGCAAGCUUGCUUCGCCCUCCAGGACAAAGUCUUUGAACGGCUUUUGCUCAGCGAAAUGAAACUGCAAGUCUUAGAAAAUCAGAUGUUCAUCAUAUGGGGUAAAAUGAAUCGCCACUGGAGGUCAAGCAGACAUCGGAAUUUUCCCGCAAGGAAACACAGAAUGAGGAGGCAAGAACGGACUUUCUCCACCCUCUCCGACUGUACUUCCAACUCCCAGCCAUGAUGAGGCUGAGCGGGGCUGGCCUCGGCUGUUACCCUGGCUCAGUAAAACCCAGUCGGAGGCUUUCGAA